Molecule: messenger RNA, 4646 nt
Organism: Psammomys obesus (fat sand rat)
Lineage: Eukaryota; Metazoa; Chordata; Mammalia; Rodentia; Muridae
Gene: Wdfy1
Product: WD repeat and FYVE domain containing 1
Exons: 12
Coding region: 44-1276 (410 amino acids)
Molecular function (GO): metal ion binding; protein binding
Source: RefSeq, a predicted model, not a curated record
GGUCAGCUGAUGGGCCGCCCGCCGGGGAGGCCGCGGCGCGAACAUGGCGGCCGAGAUCCACUCCAGGCCGCAGAGCAGCCGCCCGGUGCUGCUGAGCAAGAUAGAGGGCCACCAGGACGCCGUCACCGCCGCGCUGCUCAUCCCCAAGGAGGACGGAGUGAUCACCGCGAGCGAGGACAGAACCAUCCGAGUAUGGCUGAAAAGAGACAGUGGCCAGUACUGGCCCAGCAUCUACCACACAAUGGCCUCUCCUUGUUCUGCUAUGGCAUACCAUCACGACAGCAGGCGGAUAUUCGUGGGCCAGGAUAAUGGGGCUGUAAUGGAAUUUCACGUUUCUGAAGAUUUUAAUAAAAUGAAUUUUAUCAAGACCUACCCAGCCCAUCAGAACCGGGUGUCUGCGAUCAUCUUCAGCUUGGCCGCCGAGUGGGUGAUCAGCACUGGCCACGACAAGUGUGUGAGCUGGAUGUGCACACGCAGUGGGAACAUGCUCGGCCGCCACUUCUUCUCCUCCUGGGCAUCCUGCUUGCAGUAUGAUCUAGACACCCAACACGCCUUUGUUGGCGAUUACUCGGGACAGAUCACCCUGCUGAAGCUGGAGCAGAACAGCUGUUCAGUUAUCACGACCCUCAAGGGACAUGAAGGUAGUAUCGCCUGCCUUUGGUGGGACCCUAUUCAACGGUUACUCUUCUCGGGAGCAUCCGACAACAGCAUCAUCAUGUGGGACAUCGGGGGAAGAAAAGGCCGGACUCUCCUCCUUCAGGGCCACCAUGACAGGGUGCAGUCACUGUGCUACCUGCAGCUCACGAGGCAGCUGGUCUCCUGCUCGUCAGAUGGGGGGAUUGCAGUGUGGAACAUGGAUGUCAGCCGAGAAGAGGCUCCUCAGUGGUUGGAAAGUGAUUCCUGUCAGAAGUGUGAGCAGCCCUUCUUCUGGAACAUAAAGCAGAUGUGGGACACCAAGACCCUGGGCUUGAGACAGCAUCACUGCAGGAAGUGUGGGCAGGCGGUCUGCGGGAAGUGCAGCAGCAAGCGGUCCAGUUACCCAGUCAUGGGCUUUGAGUUCCAGGUCCGAGUGUGUGACUCCUGUUACGACUCCAUCAAAGAUGAAGAUCGGACUUCUCUAGCAACAUUUCAUGAAGGAAAACAUAACAUUUCUCAUAUGUCCAUGGACAUUGCGAGGGGGCUCAUGGUGACCUGUGGGACAGAUCGUGUUGUAAAGAUAUGGGAUAUGACCCCUGUGGUGGGCUGCAGCCUGGCGACUGGAUUUUCUCCACACUGAUCCUGGAACUCGGUGAUAAGCCGCUCCAAUCUGCGCACAGCGACCUCCAUGAAACGAAACCCUUCAUGUAGCUCAGCAGCCACUGUCAUGUAAAUGGACAGUAGCCACCUGAAAAACAAAUCAAUAUUUUUAAAAAGAAAAAAAAAUUAUAAAGGUGUAUUUGGGGUAUUUGUGGAAAUUAUCUGUGGGGACUAACACCAGUAAGGUCUGUCCAUAAUGGUCUCCUAAGGAAUGGAAUUUCCUCAGCAAAACUGCCUCGUGAACACUGAACCAGUGGGUAAGGGAAGACUACCCCAGCAAAUGAAGGUUUUAGAGGGAAAUUUUCUGAACAAAAAAGGUUAAUGCUUAGAACGUCUUAAAUGCAAACCUAUGAGCACACAUGGGGUCUACUAAGAGGGUCCUUUGAGGCCCCCGAGGGCACUCUGCUGUCCAAUCAGGAGUUGGAGGAAGGGCUGUCUGUCUUCGGGGGAGGUGACCUGGUAUAAGAAAUGCAAGCUUGCCACAUGGCUGUGCUCCACACUGAGUUGCUGAUAAACUUCUUUAAGGUACCUGUUCUGUCAGGGCGUGCCACGAUCUGCUCUUGGAUUUGGCUCACUACAGUUGUUUCUGUCCCAGCCAGUGUCCCAUGGGUGAACCUGUACAGCUGUCAUAUAACAAGGCAGCCCACAUUCGUCCCUCUCUCCCAAUCCUGCUCCGUGGACAAAGCUUCUUUUAUGGUGCUGUUGUACGACCCUCCUGACAUUUUUUUUUUUCUUUGUAGCUAAUCAUAACACAUGGCACACUCAGCUGCCACCUUGGUGGAUGUGACGCCAUUAGCCUGGUCCACUCAACAGCCCAGUCCUGCCAACUGAUACAUUUGUUUGCAGUCCUGAGACAAGCCCUUGUGAUAUGGUGGCAAUUUAUGCCCCUCAGAGGAAGUUCUCUGAAGCUUUUGUAUUCUGUUAUGUUGUAGUUGUGACUAGUGUUAUUCAUACUGCAUAGGAAGAAAUUGGUGGCCCAUUCCUGGUUAUCAAUCAGGUCUUGUAUAGUAAUCCCUAACUUGUAAAUCACUUUCAUAACAGUUAAAAAAGCUGUUGUAUGAAAUGCAUUGUCCAAGUGUUUGACCAGAUUAUCAGGAUGAGGCACAGAAGGGGGAUGGAAAGCCUGUUCAGAUGUUUAUGUAUGUUUGUGUUGACAAUAAGUAGCUCAUGAACUAUUCCAGUAGAAUUGGGAGAGCCAGUGGGAAAGGGCUGACUGCCUUAAAGGAUAAAUAAUGAAUACCGACAGCAUCUUUGUGACUUUUGCUAAUGGGUAUCAAUUAAAAAUCUCACUGCUGCACUGUGUCGGAUAACAUCAAGAUAAUGGCCAUUCUAUCUGAUAGGACUAAGGGACUAAAUAUGCUAUUAAUAUGGUUUACAAGGAGAGAAAAGUUUACAACGGGCAGUAAAACUGAUGUCCUAAUGGCCAUGACACAAAUAAUGAAGAAAGGAAAGGAAAAACAGCCAGGCAUACUAGGUUGGAGAUUUGUACUGAAAGCUCUUGUCUUCAAAAGUAAGAUGAAAGGGUUUUGUUGACCUUUUUAAUUUUUAUGUUAUCUCACCUUAACUGAUGAUCCUUCCCCAGAGUUGCCCUGCACUCUGCAAGAUAGGCAUUGCUAAUGUGCUUUGGACAGGGACUGAGUGGCACUUGAAACGACAGUGGAGAUGUUCUGCUUCUGCUUGGUUUAGUCCAGUCCGUGGUUCUGCCCAGGCAAAGGGGAAUAGAACACAAUGGAGUCAUUGCCCUGUGGAGUAGUGCUGAGCCAUGCACGGUUUUGUUUUCUUAAAAGCAUCUGUAAAAUGUGACUUUUGGACAUUUGUGGUAGAUUGAACUCAAUACUCUAUUUUUCAAGCUUUUUUUUUCUUUUUUCUUUUUUUUUUUUUUUUUUUGAAAACCUCUUGAUGCAAAACUCUGUGUGGCAUAGAGAGCAUGAGGUUGGUUCAAGCCUUUUAAGGGGCUAAGCGAAAUCAAUGAAGAAAUUUAUAUUUAAGGAAGAAUUGGGGCAAGGGACCUUAGGAAGGAAUGCAGACUGUUUGAAGGCAGUUUGCUCCCCACUUGGGCCUGUGAUCACAUCACCUUUCAAAAAUGUGCAUGUCAGGCUCACCUCAUGUGUCACAUGUCAGGUAGCAAAUGGGGUCAUAUUUUUUAUAGAGGGUGAAAAUUAUAGUCUCAAGUUUACUGACUGAAGGGACAGCAAGGCUCAAGCUUUGCCUUAUUUGGACUCUGUUACUAAAUGAGUCACUUAAGAUAGUUCCUCGAGUAACAGUUACUGUCCUUUCCAUCCCAGAGUUCUCAAGCUAAUUUGUACAGACAAGGAUUAAGAAGUAUAGAAUGUUCGAGAAGAGCCUUGCGCUUAGGUCUAGGAUGUAAUAAAGUGAUGCCAAGUCUUUAUUCUCAAAAUGUCCUUCAGUGGUCCUUCAUUAGUGGGUCCCAGGGAGAGGAACAGGUCUGUAUAUUGGUAGAAACCAUUUCUAUUCACUAGGUUGUAAUUGUUUGCCACAGCUUAGUCUUAACUUUCUGCCUAGAGGACAUCAACAAACACUCUUGCCGUAGAGUCUAUCACUUUGUUCUCCCCCACAAUGACUCAGUUUGUUAAUAUCUAUAUUUAUUAAGCAGUCAAAAUUUGAUAAAUAGAAUAGCGGCUCAGACACAAGAUUUUUUUUUUUUUUUUUUAAGAUUAGGAUUUCAUGAAAAGUACUUUUUGAUCUCUUUCUCUCUCUCUUUCUCUCUCUUGGUUUUUCAAGACAGGUUUUUUUUUCUGUGUAGGCCCUGACUGUCCUAGCCUUGCUUUAUAGACCAGGCUGGCUUUGACCUCACAGAGAUCUGCUUGUUGGACCCUCCCCCAAGUGCUGGAAUUACAGGCGUGCGCCACCAUACCCAGCUCUGAUAUCUCUUACAUGACAAAAAUCAAGUCACUAUUAAUGAAAAUGAUCUGCUCAUUAUAGAUGGGAGGCUUAACAAAUAAGUGAUACAUGCUAAUUUCUGCCAGUGUCUAUUGCUUAAUUGUUAAUUGUGAGCAGAUUACUGAAUGCCUCGUCUAUUUUCUACAUUUUAUUUUACAAUAACUCUUUGAGUAAGUUGAAGUUUAAUUGUGUAGCAAAUUUCUAUCAGAGAACAAUUUAAAGUGUUUUAUUCUGUAGCCUUUUUUUGACUGGGAAGCAGAAGGUGACAUGAAGUAAUUCAAUUUGUCCUUGUACAGCUGUGUUUCCAUAUAAAACAGUGCGCUGUGUAUCCCAGCAAGGCUGGAAAUUUUUGUCCUUUCUAUUUGUGGGUUCCAUUUUUGUGGGGCUUUUGUCUUUUGUUUUUUGUUUUGAGAAUAUGCAUAUAAUAAAAUAUCCCUUGCUUGUUCUCA